Molecule: messenger RNA, 2639 nt
Organism: Cricetulus griseus (Chinese hamster)
Lineage: Eukaryota; Metazoa; Chordata; Mammalia; Rodentia; Cricetidae
Source: RefSeq, a predicted model, not a curated record
GCCUGUAUGACUUCAACUCCUACUGGAGGGUACACUCGGGCAAUUUUUCCACCAUCCCCCAGUACUUCAAGGAGAAUGGCUACGUGACCAUGUCGGUUGGAAAAGUCUUUCACCCUGGUAUAUCUUCCAAUCACAGUGAUGAUUCUCCAUAUAGUUGGUCUUUUCCACCUUAUCAUCCAUCAUCAGAGAAGUAUGAAAACACUAAGACAUGUAGGGGACAAGAUGGAAAACUCCAUGCCAACCUGCUUUGUCCUGUGGAUGUGGCAGAUGUGCCUGAGGGCACCUUGCCUGACAAACAGAGCACCGAGGAAGCUAUUCGGUUGUUGGAAAAGAUGAAAACUUCAGCCAGUCCUUUCUUCCUGGCGGUUGGGUAUCAUAAGCCACACAUCCCCUUCAGAUACCCCAAGGAAUUUCAGAAGUUGUAUCCCUUGGAAAACAUCACUCUGGCUCCUGAUCCCCAGGUCCCUGAUGGCCUGCCACCUGUGGCCUACAACCCCUGGAUGGACAUCAGGGAGCGGGAAGAUGUCCAAGCCUUAAACAUCAGUGUGCCCUAUGGCCCAAUUCCUGUGGAUUUUCAGCGGAAAAUUCGCCAGAGCUACUUUGCUUCUGUGUCCUAUUUGGAUACUGAGGUUGGGCAUCUUUUGAGUGCUUUAGAUGAUCUUCAUCUAACCAGCAACACAAUUAUUGCUUUCACAUCUGAUCAUGGGUGGGCCCUAGGUGAACAUGGAGAAUGGGCUAAAUACAGCAAUUUUGAUGUCGCUACCCGUGUGCCCCUGAUGUUCUAUGUUCCUGGAAAGACAGCUCCGCUUCCUGGAGCAGGCGAGAAGCUUUUCCCUUACCAGGACCCUUUUGAUUCCACUUCAGAAUUGAUGGAUUCAGGUAGGCAUGUCAUGGACCUUGUAGAACUUGUGUCUCUCUUCCCCACGCUUGCUGGACUUUCGGGACUGCAAGUUCCUCCUCGAUGCCCCAUUCCUUCUUUUCAUGUUGAGCUGUGCAGAGAAGGCCAGAGUCUCCAGAAGCACUUGCAGCUCCAUGACUUUGAAGAGGAUUCAUACUUCCUUGGUAAUCCCCGGGAGUCCAUUGCCUAUAGUCAGUACCCCCGGCCUGCAGAUUUCCCUCAAUGGAAUUCUGACAAGCCAAGCUUAAAAGAUAUAAUGAUCAUGGGCUAUUCUAUACGCACCAUAGACUAUAGGUAUACUGUGUGGGUUGGCUUUAAUCCUGCUGAAUUUCUGGCUAAUUUUUCUGACAUCCAUGCAGGGGAACUCUAUUUUGUGGAUUCUGAUCCACUGCAGGAUCACAACGUAUAUAAUGACUCCCAACAUGGAGGUCUUCCCCACUCAUUGAAGCCCUGACUUCUGCCAGCCAAAGAGGACACAUACAUGUCCCCUUGUCCCCUUCUGGCUCUUGAAAGGUGGCAUUAGAGAUGGUUAUCUUUUACUACCCAUUGUAUUAGACAUAACCUGAGUGGGAAGCAAUCAAAACAUGCAUCAUUAAUUUGACCUAGGACUAUGUGGCAGACAAAUCUUUUCAUUUAGUUCUUAAGUUAUAAUUGAUGAUUGGAUUUAGGCUAGGGUGAAACUCUUGCAUUUUAAAAGCACUCAUAGCUUAGGAUAAAUAAGUACAAAGUGAACUUACCAAAAUGUAAUCAUACCUUUGUAUAUAAAAUCCAUGCUAGCUCCAAAUAAUACUGUACUCAAGAAAUAAUUUACUUGUUGAAUUUAGUGGAUUUUAAAAAGUAACCAUAUAUCUUAGGUAGCCCAGUGUAGUCAAAACAUGUUAACAUGAUUCAUUUCUUUCUCAAAUGUGAAAUUAAGUAAUAAUUCUAGAAGCAACUUCUAUAUGGUCUAUGUUCAACUUUUGUUUCUAAGAUUACAGAUUUCAAAAUCAAAGGUAAAAACACAUGGGAUUAUUAAUACAGCAUUUCUUUAUUAAAUAAUAAAUAAUGCUUAGUAAAGUAUAGGUAAAGGUAAGAAAUUCAGUUAACUAUUUCAAUACUUGCUGGCCCAAAUAAUAAUUUGUUAGUUAAUAGUAUAACUCUUGAACUCAGUGGCUAUCUGUUAAAAUGUCUGUUAUUCAGAAUGAAAACCAUUUAAGAUGUAACUAUACCCAUGACUUGAAUCAUUCAAAAUCAUAUUCAUAUUCCUAUUUAGAGAAUUGCAGAUACCCAUUUAUGCUGGAGGCUGGAGCUAUUCUUUUACUCUUUGGUAAAGAAAACAUAGAUUUAUGAAAUGUAAAUUAUCUUGUGGCUUGUAGAAACUUCUCAUUAAUAGGGUAUAAGUAACUUUUAGAAUGUAGUUCUGCAUUUCUUGCAUAUUCCCUAAAUAUGAAAGUAAUAGGAAAGGUGUGUAAUAGGAAUAAGUUUAUUUCAUUGCCAUUGUUAAAGAAAAGUCAAUUCUAUAAUGUACCAAAAACUGUUCAGUUAUCAGUAGUCAACAGCUUUUCAAAAUACAGUGUAUUUAGUCUUGUAUUAUAUGAAUAAUUUCAAUAAUUUUCUCCUUAAAAUGCCUCAGUGUUUCAAGAUAAAUGUUUGUAAAACAGAAUAUAGCAAAUAGAUAAUUAAAUUACUGUCAUGUAUUAAAUUGUAACCCCAAAGCCAAGAUAUUAUUUUUAAGUCUGUAAAAUCUCAAAAACAGGUUGUU